Messenger RNA from Prunus mume (Japanese apricot), 1308 nucleotides. Its product is annotated as ras-related protein Rab2BV-like. Lineage: Eukaryota; Viridiplantae; Streptophyta; Magnoliopsida; Rosales; Rosaceae. Gene Ontology annotation, molecular function: GTPase activity; GTP binding. The record is from RefSeq and is a predicted model, not a curated record.
UUCCUUCUCUUCUUCUUCUUCUUCUUCUCUCGUCUCUGUUUCCACAAACUUCAAUGCGAAAACAUCCCCAAGAAAACCCACCAAUAUUCAAAUCCCGUUUAAAAAAGAUUCAUUCUUUCUCGCCAUUCUGCACGCCAUUGUUUUUGUGGUUAGUCUCUUCUCUUGUUACUCACUCACCGUUUGUUUCUCAGGAAAAUCAUAUUGGGAAGGAAACGUAGGUCUGGUGUGGUGUGAGGAGUAGAACGUAUGGCGUACAAAGUAGAUCACGAAUAUGAUUACCUCUUCAAGAUUGUAUUGAUUGGAGAUUCGGGCGUCGGAAAAUCGAACAUUCUUUCGAGAUUUACGCGGAAUGAGUUUUGUUUGGAGUCUAAGUCCACCAUUGGAGUUGAAUUUGCAACUAGGACAUUGCAGGUAGAGGGGAAGACAGUGAAAGCACAAAUAUGGGACACAGCAGGUCAAGAAAGGUACCGAGCCAUAACCAGUGCUUACUACCGAGGGGCUGUUGGUGCACUAUUGGUCUAUGACAUAACCAAACGGCAAACAUUUGACAAUGUGCUGAGGUGGCUCCGUGAACUGAGAGACCAUGCAGAUUCUAACAUUGUCAUAAUGAUGGCCGGUAACAAAUCUGACUUGAAUCACCUGAGGGCAGUCCCAGGAGAAGAUGCUCAACUGUUGGCUGAGAAGGAAGGCCUCUCUUUCCUUGAAACUUCAGCAUUGGAAGCCUUCAAUGUUGAGAAUGCAUUUCAAACCAUUUUGUUGGAUAUCUACCACAUAAUAAGCAAGAAGGCACUAGCAGCACAGGAGGCAGUUUCCACUACUGGACUUCCUCAUGGCACUACCAUCAAUGUUGCAAAUCUAUCCGGUGACGUGAAUAAGAGAAAUUGUUGCUCUAACUGACAAGGUAUCGCUAAUUCUACAAGAGGGAAAGAAGAGUAGGCAAACAUAUACAAUUUUUUGUUUUUGUUUACAGAAAUGGGGUCUAUUUUCUGGUUUCGUUUCAUGUGUUUACCUGUAGAGGCCAAAGCAAAAGGGCAGGGUUUUAGUGAACCAUAGUUGAAGAUGAUCACGACAGCCUUUGUACUGUCUCUAUUGAUUUUUCUCUGGUACUGGAAAGUAUGGGAGGGUAAUCAGAGUCUUGGUAUAGGGAGGGAUUAGAUUAAAGAAGCAUUGUAAUUGUAGUUUCGUAUGAUUGUUUUCUUCUUCUUGUUUUAACUCUUUAUUCUUUUUGAUCUUGUGAAUGUAUGUACCUGAUACUGCAAUAAAUCUUUCCAUGUUACUUCUUGACAAAUGAAAAUGUAGUUGCAAAUA